AUGUCUGCCCACCACUACGACAGAGAGCCCGCCUACAACGACCGCAGACUCUCUGGUACUCAAUAUCACGGGGAUCGAAAUGGCAGAAUGUAUGAAGACCAGUACUAUAGGUCACGAUCAAGAGACCGAUACCGAAGGAGUCGAUCACCUCGCGCACGAUACUCAUCUCCUCCGCAUGAUCGGAACAAGUCUUCACAUAGUGGGGAUGAAUUCGCAAUCAAGGGUGCUUCCACUCGCCGAGAGAGGGACGUAGCGAUUCCACGACCAGACAACAGAGGAUACGAGGACUACCAGCGAGGCCGAUCUCCAUCACCCCAAGGAAGAGAAAGAGCGCCAUAUCGAGACAGGGACCACGAAAGCUACAGAUCGCCCAGCUAUGACAACCGCAGCCGCAGUCGGAUGCGAAGCCGUAAUCAAAGCCGCAGCCGCAGCCAGAGCAGGGAUCGAUCACCAUACUAUGGAGGCCCACCCAGUAGGGAAGUGAUGUUGGAAGGGCUUUUGCUGGAUAUGGUAGAGGAAGACGUUGGCCACCCCAUCCACCAUACGCUCAAUACACCAAUAUGA
This is a messenger RNA of Letharia columbiana, 564 nucleotides long. RefSeq lists its product as uncharacterized. Lineage: Eukaryota; Fungi; Ascomycota; Lecanoromycetes; Lecanorales; Parmeliaceae. The transcript is spliced from 2 exons. The record is from RefSeq and is a predicted model, not a curated record. Bases 1 to 564 code for a protein of 187 amino acids.